Messenger RNA from Brassica oleracea var. oleracea, 540 nucleotides. RefSeq lists its product as uncharacterized. Bases 1 to 540 code for a protein of 179 amino acids. NCBI's taxonomy places the organism in Eukaryota, Viridiplantae, Streptophyta, Magnoliopsida, Brassicales, Brassicaceae. The record is from RefSeq and is a predicted model, not a curated record. The transcript has 2 exons.
AUGUCACAGAUUAGAGGAAACAGUGUCAAACCGUUGCGCACAAUUCGAAUUCCAUGGUUUGAUAACUCGGAUAUAAUCAGAAGUUUGAACAAAACUCUGAUCGGUAGGAUUACGAAUCCUGACACUCAGAAUGUCGGAUCAUUAGUUUCAAUGAUGCCCAAAAUCUGGAAACUAGAUGAUGAUCGUGUAACCGGUAAGGAUUUGGGUUUGGGAAAGUUCCGGUUUGAUUUCAAGAGAGAAGAAGAUAUUCUUGAAGUGCUCAAAACAGAGCCUUUCAGUUUUAACCAAUGGAUGGUUUCGAUUGUAAGAUGGGAACCGGGUGUACACAAAAACCACCCGUCUGAUAUAACGUUUUGGGUCACACUCGUUGGUGUUCCUACCCAUUUGUGGGAAGAUCGGGUUUUGAGGAGAAUCGGGGACGAGCUUGGUACGGUGAGAAGCUUUUCGGUUAUUGUGCGACUUGUUUUCGUCUUUCUCAUGAUAAAGAGUCUUGCCCUGAAAGCGACUUACACAAAGAUGUGGAGGAAGAGAGAGAUUUGA